Molecule: messenger RNA, 2335 nt
Organism: Musca vetustissima
Lineage: Eukaryota; Metazoa; Arthropoda; Insecta; Diptera; Muscidae
Gene: osy
Product: ABC transporter G family member 20
Exons: 8
Coding region: 1-2328 (775 amino acids)
Cellular component (GO): membrane
Molecular function (GO): ABC-type transporter activity; ATP binding; ATP hydrolysis activity
Source: RefSeq, a predicted model, not a curated record
AUGGACGCUGAAUCAGAAGGGGUACAGCCCGUGAAUCCCGCUACCAAUGCAUCAAAUUCUGAAGUCGACUUAGCAGCGCGUCGCCGCCAUUUUGUGUCUCAGCCGUCUACCUUAGCAUCUCGGCGUCAGCAGGCAGUGUGUGUACGUCGCGCUCACAAGAUGUAUGGCAGUGCAAAGAAUCCGAACGUUGUCCUAGAUGGAUUGAAUAUGACAGUUUCAAAAGGUUCAAUAUAUGGAUUAUUGGGAGCCUCUGGAUGCGGCAAGACAACACUACUCUCAUGCAUUGUUGGACGAAGGCGAUUAAAUUCUGGUGAAAUUUGGGUUCUCGGUGGACGUCCUGGUUCAAGGGGUUCUGGUGUACCAGGCCCUCGAAUCGGAUAUAUGCCCCAGGAGGUGGCACUGUACGGUGAAUUCACAAUGAGGGAGACACUGAAAUACUUCGGCCUAAUUGCGGAUAUGUCCGCAGUUGACAUUGAAGACAGGACCGAAUUUUUACUGAAACUGCUGAAUUUGCCGCACGGAUCAAAGUUUGUGAAAAAUUUAAGUGGAGGCCAACAGAGACGUGUAAGUCUGGCGGUGGCAUUGCUUCAGGAGCCUGAACUUUUAAUUCUGGAUGAGCCCACCGCAGGUGUUGAUCCCGUAUUGCGUCAGAGCAUAUGGGAUCAUCUAGUAGACAUAACCAAGAACGGCAGCACCACUGUAAUAAUUACAACACAUUACAUCGAUGAGUGCGCUCAAGCGCAUGCGAUUGGAUUGCUACGUGGAGGUAGAAUGUUAGCAGAGGAAUCGCCCGAAUAUUUAAGACAGCAGUACAAUGCCGAGUCCUUGGAGGAAGUAUUCUUGAAGUUGGCAAUUCUGCAAAAUAUGGGCAAACGAAGGCGUUCCUCCAUUGCCCAAGAAAUCGUCGAACAGGUGUCAGUGCCGGCCAUCUCAAAUCCAGCGCUUGACUUAUCCGAUGAGCAGGGGGCAGCAGAAAUUUCUGGGGAAUUCGGUGACAACAUAUCAAUGUCUUCGGCAAUUCGUGACCCCAUAACCUCAUCGUCAGUUCCGGCACCACCUCUGCCCCCGGAACAAGAAAUACCUGCAUCAUUCUGGUACCAUUUACACGUCAUGAGUGGCAAUCAUUUACAUGCUCUGAUGUGGAAGAACUUCCUGUGGAUGGUACGCAACGUAGGGGUAAUGUUAUUCAUUCUUGGACUGCCUGUUGUCCAAAUAAUUUUGUUCUGUUACGCGAUUGGCCAUGACCCCACUGGUCUAAAGAUAGCCGUUUCCAAUCACGAACUCUCGGAUGAGAUGGUAGCCCAACAAUUCUGCCCCCAAACGAUGGGGUGCAAUCAGACAAUGUUGAGUUGUCGCUACCUGGACAUGCUUGUCAAAAAUAAGAGCUAUGUUUUGACAUAUACUUACAGCGACGAAGAGGCCCAUGACCUGGUCAGAAGAGGCAAAGCCUGGGGAUCCCUUAUAUUCCAAAGCAACUAUUCAAUUUCGUUGGUAGACCGAACUGAGAAUGCCCGUUACACUGACGACGCGACUGUGGAAUCGUCUGAGCUCGACGUCCGCCUAGAUAUGUCAAAUCAGCAAAUAUCCACGCUCAUUUACAGAGAUUUGCAGUAUACGUUUUUCGAUUUCGUGGAGAAAAUGCUUUUGGACUGCGAGCUAAAUCCGAAGUUAGGUCGAGUUCCCGUUGACUGGAAGGAUCCCAUUUACGGGUUCAACAAUCCGAAUUUCACGGACUUUGCAGCGCCUGGAGUCAUCCUCACCAUUAUAUUCUUCUUGUCGGUGGCCAUAACUUCGGGAGCCAUGCUGAUUGACCGGAACGAGGGCAUGCUGGAGAGAUGUUUGGUAGCCGGAGUUACGGGUCCUGAAAUUCUAUUCUCGCAAGUGUUUACUCAGUUCACCGUGAUGUUUGCCCAAAUGAUAUUUGUCCUCGUAGUCAGCUUCUAUUUCUUCAACCUGACAGUGGUGGGAAACAUUUGGCUUGUGGUCGGUCUUUGCCUUCUAAACGGCCUGUGUGGUAUGUGCUUCGGUUUUGUCAUUGCCUGUGCGGUAGAUACUGAGCGCACGGCAACAUAUGUAGCAAUGGGAUCGUUUCUGCCCAUCGUAAUGUUGUGCGGCAUAAUUUGGCCGAUAGAAGGCAUGUAUCCAGUCCUCCAGUUCAUAACCUUCUUCCUGCCACUUACCAAACCUACCGAAUCGCUGCGUUCGAUCCUGCAGCGGGGUUGGGAUAUGUCCAAUCCAUCUGUUUAUGCUGGUUUUAUAUCCAUAUCAUCCUGGGUGCUAGUCUUCCUUGUCCUGAGCAUAUGCCUGCUCAAGUUUAAAAAGGGAUAAACCUUCA